UCAAGGAAGAACCAAAUGCUUCCAAAAUGUAGACCUGAUUUCAUGUGGUUGAAAGAUACCGGGAGGUGUGUUGAUUGUCCGUUGGGUUGCUAUGGACCAGAAUGUAUCUACAAGUGCCCUUAUCCAUCAUUUGGUCGUCGUUGUUUGGACGGAGUCUGUAACUGUUCACGAGAGAUCUGUAAUAUCUCUACAGCGUGUAUAUCAGUUGAGGCUAAAGAUUCUACAAUUUUGACCACGCAAUUAGGAAACUCUUUUCAACCCAGAGGUCAUAGUAAUAACAAGGACAGCACAAUUAAUGAGGAUUCUGGUAUUCUGCUUACUAACUUUCCAACCACUGAUUUUACCAAAGGCAGAAGAGAGGAGGUAAAACCCAACCUCAGGAACUCUGAUCGUAACAUAAAAUCCGAAGACGGUUUUUAUGAAAAGCCAAGGAAACACAGACAUACAAACUAUGUGUCAGUCAUUCUUAUUACGUUCUUCGGAACCUCGGUGUCAGUUCUGUUGAUUGUUGCCGUGGAAUACCAGAUUUGGUCCAAAAUGUACAGAAAUCGUGAACAAAAACCAAGACAUCUGUCCGUUACUUCUGACCCAGAGCAAAGAGGAAUAUACAAUGAAAUCAGCAAUGUAAAGAACUAGCCAACCAGUGUCUUAAGUACAUGUAUAAGAAUAGUCAAUAUAACGGAAGUAACUAAACUACAGAAGUAAAUAUUCUGUCACGAUGUAUUCUGAGGUAGUGAGCAGCACUUAAUGAUAUGUUAAAUAUAUUUAGGACCAUAGGAUACUAUUAUCAAUAUUAGUUUAAUAAAAGAUAAUUAUAAUU
Ostrea edulis (European flat oyster) is the source of this 820-nucleotide messenger RNA. RefSeq lists its product as uncharacterized. The record is from RefSeq and is a predicted model, not a curated record. NCBI's taxonomy places the organism in Eukaryota, Metazoa, Mollusca, Bivalvia, Ostreida, Ostreidae. The transcript has 3 exons. The coding region runs from base 16 to 636 and encodes 206 amino acids.